AUGGACUCCACUAAAGACAGAGUUGAAGGAACUAGAGCAACUGUUAUUGAAAUUAUCGGAAGAACAGGUAACAAAAUUUAUAAUAAAUUGUGUAGGAUCUAGAGGUGGUAUUACAUAAGUUAAAGUUUAAUUGGUUGGAUAAUAAAGAACAUUAAUUAGAAAUGUUAUGGGUCCAGUUAGAAAGGGAGACACCUUAGAGCUUAUGGAAUGCGAAAGAGAAGCUAGAAGAUUAAGAUGA
Messenger RNA from Paramecium octaurelia, 238 nucleotides. The record is from the annotation of a GenBank genome assembly. NCBI's taxonomy places the organism in Eukaryota, Ciliophora, Oligohymenophorea, Peniculida, Parameciidae.